GCAAUCAGAAAAACAACUGGCUUCUAUUACAGCUGACUGUACAAAACCAAUCCUUAAUUUAUUAUCCAGUGUUUCAAAAAAUUUAUUAAGUGAAGAAAAUGAUUCUAUAAACACAAAUACAUUUAAUAUUCAGGUAUUACCACAAAAAGAACAGAAAAAUUUGCCAGAAUUCGAAAAUCAAUUGCUAACGACGGAUAGUACAUCUGUGAUCAAAAAAACUGAAGUUCAGCUAAUGCAUCCACAGCACGAAAAUAAACAUUUGGAGAAAACCAAUAGUGAAAUACAAAUUAUAAAUAAAACUCUACCUACAUUAAUAACAGCACAUAAUUUGGAAGAUGUAUAUGAAAAAUCUAAUGGAGAAACAAGUAUGAAACCUCUUGAAACAGACAUUCAGAAGACUGAUGAUCAGCAAAAAUGUGUAGAGGGUAAAACCAUGCAGAAACAAAAAAAUAAGAAUAAGGUUAAAAGUCGUGAAUUGAAUCGUAGAGGUGCAGAGAAAGAGGGAACUGAUAUGGAUGCUUUUGUUCAUCCAAUUCAAGUAAGUGCAUCAUCCGUUAAAAUUGAGAUGAAGCAUGAUUCAUUAUUGCAGAAAGAUAUUAACAAAGAUGAAAAUAGUGAGUCGACAAAAAAUAUCGAAGAUAGUGAUAAUUAUGAGCUUCUGAAAGAAAAAAAUUUGUCUGAAAUUGAUCCUCAAUCUGUACAGAAAAACAUUACUAGUUUGGAUGAAGAUGAAAAAAGUGCUUCUGCAAUACAAAAGGAAAUUUCUCUUAAAAAUAAAAAUAACAAAGAAUCUAUUUUAGAAGAUGUAUUGGUAAAUGCACACAUAGCUAAAGAUUGUGAUCAUAUCUCAAUUUUUAGGACAAAUGUAGAUAAAGAAAUAGUACCGUCUAUUGUAGCUCAAAAAAAUGAGGAAAAUUCUAAAAUAUCAGGUCUUGGUAGUGUACUUAAGGAUUCUGAUAUUUGUUCUAAUACCUUAAAAUCAGUUUCAACAUCAGUCAUCACAAAAACAAUACCGUUGCUUAAAUACACAUAUUCUGAUGAUCAAUGGAGUCCUAUAAAUACAAAUGGGAAAAAAAUUUAUGGGCGGGAAUUUUUAAUGAAGUUACAAAAUGAUCCUAAUAGUAAAGCUAAGCCUUCAAAUUUACCAGAUUUAGAUGUUGUACUCGAUAGUACAAAAAUACGAAGUCCUGUAGAUCUUUGGUUCAAGGAUUCUAAUCUUGGUCGUCAUGAUUCUCUUUUUCCUGGAUUUGUCAAGUCUUCCGUCAAUACCAAGGUGUCAACAUCCAUUAAACAAAAACAUAUAAGUAAACCUAAGACAAAUAAACCAAAUAUGAUUCAUCUUUCCUUUUCACGUGAAGAUGUAAAGCUGCGAGAGACUGAAAAUGCUUGGAAACCAAGAAGAUUAGUACAGGGUUCAGUUUCUGAAGAACAAACUAAAACAGAGGCUCUUUAUAAAAGAGUUCGUAGUGUUCUUAAUAAAUUGACUCCACAAAAAUUUUCAACUUUAGUUAAUCAAGUUCGAGAAUUGGAAAUAGACACUCAAGAGAAACUUCAAGGUGUAAUUGACUUGGUUUUUGAGAAGGCUGUAGAUGAACCAAAUUUUUCCGUAGCAUAUGCUUUAAUGUGUAAAGAACUAUCCAACAUGCAAGUUGCAGGUGCAGAUUCUGAAGAUUGUACUGUUGCAAACUUUAGAAAACUUAUUCUAACUCGCUGUCAAUCUGAAUUUGAGAAAAAUACCUUAGAUGAAAAUGCACGUAAUGAAAAACUCAAAGAAGUAGAUGAAUGUGCAGAUCUGGAAAGGAAAAAAGAGCUACAGAUGAAUUUUGAUGAAGAGGAACGACGAAUACGUGUCAAGUCCCUUGGUAAUAUUCGUUUCAUUGGCGAACUUUUUAAACAAAACAUGCUUACUAGUAAAAUCAUGUAUCAAUGUAUUCGACACUUAUUAAAACAAGUAGAUGAAGAGAACCUUGAGUGCUUGUGUAAAUUAUUAACAACAAUAGGUAAAGUGUUAGAAUCCAAGACUGCUGAUCUUUCAGAGUACUUCAAACAAAUGCAACAAAUUGCAAAUAGAAAAGGGAAAAUAAGUUCAAGGAUUCGAUUUAUGCUGCAAGAUGUUAUAGACUUAAGAGGAAAUAAAUGGAUUCCAAGAAGAGAUGAUAGUAAUCCAAAGACAAUGGACCAAAUUCAAAGGGAAGCAGAAUCUGAAAGAUUGGAUAUUCAACUUAGUAAUGCAUCUUUAAAUACACCAAGAAAAGAUGAACGAGUUAAUGAAAGAAAACGUAAUCGUGGAGCAGUGGGUUCAAUGGAAGAGGGUGGUUGGAGUCAGCCUGUUGGCAGAACAAGACAAGUUUAUUCUGUGGAAGCAGCUAAACUCAAAAACAAACCUCCAUCCAUGGAUGAUAUGCAACUUGGUAGUAGAUCUACUUAUCAGUGGUUGAAACCUAAAAUGACGACGCCUAAUAAAUUUGCUUAUUUGGAAAAAGUUACUGCCGAACCAGACAAAAGAGUGCCUAGUAUUCAUUUAUCUGGGUCGAAAUCAACUGGUUCUAGAGAUUAUGUUCGUCCAGAAUACAAAUCUAAUUAUGAUGGCAGAAGUUCUCGUAAUGGUACUUAUCAGAUCAAUACUAGUUCAUAUAAUCGGGAUAACACAAUGGUUGAAAGUACACGAAGCCAAAGUUUAUCACUGAUCUCAUCAUCAAAAUUUCCAUCACAAACAAGUUCUGCUACCAAUAUACCAGAAUUAUCUGAAGAACAGUUAAAAAAGGCAAUAAACAGUUUCAUAGAAGAAUAUGUUGCUGAAGAAGAACAAAAUGUGGAUGAAGGUGUUAAAGUAUUUUCCACAAUUUUUUCUAUUACAUCGCAUAUUUCAUUUAUUCAUGAAACUAUAAAUACAGUUUUUGAAAAAUCGGAUUAUCAUCAAAAAAAGACUUCGCAGCUAUUUGCACAACUUUUAUAUCACAAUUGCAUUAGUUUAUUGGAUUUUAGAACGGGUUUGGGAGCAGUCCUUGAAGUAGCAGGAGAUUUAAUAAUUGAUAUUCCGAGAUUAUGGAAAUAUUUUGCAAACAUUUUAGUAUAUCCUGUUAUAAAUGAUUCGUAUUGUCUUACUGAUUUAUACACAACGAUACAUCAUUUAUUGCCAAAAUUACGAUGUAAAGAUCAUGCUGCAGAAUUGUUUGCUGAAUUGUUAUUGGAAUUAGUAACAUUAAAAGAAAUUGAAUGGGUCAACCAAAAAUGGUCACAAAGUGGCAUCCAUUGGCAUGAUCUGUUAGAUAACCGAACUAAAGUUGAUAAAUUCAUUAUUGAUCAUAAAUUGGACUUUUUAUUGCCAAACAAGACUAUCGAUGUAAGAAGUUUUGAAGUUCAACAUGAAAGUAUUUCGGGAUUAAACAUUGAAAAAAUUCAUGACAAAUUAUUGCCACUCCUAAAAAAUAGUAAUUUUGAUGAAAUCUGCGGUUGGAUUCAGACAAAUGUUGGUGAUAAAAUUAAGGAACCUAAAUUUAUAAGAAUCUUAAUGACUGCCAUUUUGGAAACUUCAGUUGAACAGUGUAACGAUAAAUGGACUUUUAAGAGAGAAAAUUUUGACAAAUUGCAAAAACUGAUUCAGCGUUAUGUGGAUGCAGAAGAUGAUUUAGAACUCCAAUGCCUUUUUGCUGUUCAAGAAUACAUAACUAAAUUAAGUCAUCCAGCAGGACUCAUUGUCAAAAUUAUGACAUGUCUUUAUGAGAAUAACGUACUUUCUAAUGAAGCUUUUCUAACUUGGGAAAAAAAUGAAGAUCCAGCUGAACGAAAAGGUAAAUCAGUAUCAUUAGUAUCGCUAAAGUCAUUUUUUAUUCCACUAAAAGAAGUAGAAGAUAUAUCCAGUGGAGAAGAAGUUUGAAAGCUAACUAAAUUUUGCUGAUAGCAAGGUAUUAGUUAUCAAUUGCUUUUGGUUAUAUCGAACCCAGUCUUUUGCUGUACUAAACGUCUUUUAAUGACGAAGUUAUUCCAAGACUUAAAACAUAAUAUCUUAUCUUAAAUUGAAUGAACGAGACCAAAUCACAGUUGGUUUUUCAAUAUAAUACCAUUAAGGUUGACAAAUAAUAAAGCAAGUGUCGUGUGGGAGUACCUGUAUUAUAGCCCAAAAGUAAGCAAAUGGAGUAAAUAGCUUACGUAUACAAGAGCUGGACAAUUGGCACCGCACGAAUAAAAAAGUCGUAUUUGAGAUACGUUAUACAUACUGGAAAUAAAGAUUUACUAAUAAUUAUGGUAUAAAAAUAAAUGCAAGAUAAAUAUAUAUAAUUCAUUGA
Ceratosolen solmsi marchali is the source of this 4286-nucleotide messenger RNA. It is a transcript of the gene Eif4g, whose product is annotated as eukaryotic translation initiation factor 4 gamma. Bases 233 to 3877 code for a protein of 1214 amino acids. NCBI's taxonomy places the organism in Eukaryota, Metazoa, Arthropoda, Insecta, Hymenoptera, Agaonidae. The transcript has 16 exons. Gene Ontology annotation, molecular function: protein binding; mRNA binding; translation initiation factor activity. Gene Ontology annotation, cellular component: eukaryotic translation initiation factor 4F complex. The record is from RefSeq and is a predicted model, not a curated record.